This is a messenger RNA of Salarias fasciatus (jewelled blenny), 551 nucleotides long. Its product is annotated as gastrula zinc finger protein XlCGF57.1-like. The coding region runs from base 28 to 549 and encodes 173 amino acids. Gene Ontology annotation, molecular function: DNA-binding transcription factor activity, RNA polymerase II-specific; RNA polymerase II cis-regulatory region sequence-specific DNA binding. NCBI's taxonomy places the organism in Eukaryota, Metazoa, Chordata, Actinopteri, Blenniiformes, Blenniidae. The transcript has a single exon. The record is from RefSeq and is a predicted model, not a curated record. Gene Ontology annotation, cellular component: PcG protein complex; transcription regulator complex; chromatin. Gene Ontology annotation, biological process: regulation of transcription by RNA polymerase II.
AGUUAUCAGAGUAGAUUGUUGUGUCACAUGAGAAGUCACACAGGUGAGAAGCCGUAUUCUUGUGAGACAUGUGGCAAACGUUUCCGUGAACGGAGUCAUGUGUUGUACCACAUGAGAGUUCACAGAGGUGAGAGGCCGUAUUCUUGUGAAACAUGUGGCAAAAGUUUCAGUCGGCGGAGUCAUGCGUUGGACCACGUAAGAACUCACACAGGUGAGAAGCCAUGUUCUUGUGAAACAUGUGGGAAAACCUUCAGUCAACGAAGUCAUUUGAUGGACCACGUAAGAAUUCACACAGGUGAGAAGCCAUAUUCCUGUGCAACAUGUGGCAAAAGCUUCAAUAAACGGAGUAACAUGUUGGGUCACAUGAGAACUCACACAGGUGAGAAGCUGUGUUCUUGUGCAACAUGUGGCAAAAGUUUCAGUAAAGUGAGUUAUUUGUUAAGCCAUAUGAAAACUCACACAGGUGAGAAGCCAUAUUCUUGUCAAACAUGUGGGAAAAGAUUUUCUCAUCGUAGUUCAUUUAUGCGCCACCUGAAAACUCACAAAUAGAU